Molecule: messenger RNA, 4086 nt
Organism: Peromyscus maniculatus bairdii (prairie deer mouse)
Lineage: Eukaryota; Metazoa; Chordata; Mammalia; Rodentia; Cricetidae
Gene: Pdp1
Product: pyruvate dehydrogenase phosphatase catalytic subunit 1
Biological process (GO): protein dephosphorylation
Cellular component (GO): mitochondrion
Molecular function (GO): cation binding; [pyruvate dehydrogenase (acetyl-transferring)]-phosphatase activity
Source: RefSeq, a predicted model, not a curated record
GCUGCUGCGAGACCUCGCCCCUCCUCCGCUCCCGCCUCCCCGCCACCGCCUCCUCUAAUGAGCAUCUCUGCCUUGCUUUCAAUGGGCCGCUGCUGCUGUCGCUGCUGCUGUCCGCGCGGUUUGUGGAUGUUGUCGGCUCCGUGUUGUGAUGACAGGAGAAUGUGUGUGUGUCCCGGGCCCAGACGAAUUGGAAUCCCAGUCAGAACGUCCAGCCUACCAUUGUUCUCUGAUGCCAUGCCAGCACCGACUCAACUGUUUUUUCCUCUCUUCCGUAACUGUGAACUGAGCAGAAUCUAUGGCACUGCAUGUUACUGCCACCACAAACAUCUCUGCUGUUCACCACCGUACAUUCCUCAGAAUCGUCUGAGAUACACACCCCAUCCAGCAUAUGCUACCUUUUGUAGACCAAGGGAGAACUGGUGGCAGUAUACUCAAGGAAGGAGAUAUGCUUCUACACCUCAGAAAUUUUACCUCACACCUCCACAAGUCAACAGCAUCCUUAAAGCUAAUGAAUACAGCUUCAAAGUACCUGAAUUUGACGGCAAAAAUGUCAGUUCCAUUCUUGGAUUUGACAGCAAUCAGCUGCCUGCAAAUGCACCCAUUGAGGACCGGAGAAGUGCAGCAACCUGCUUGCAGACCAGAGGGAUGCUUUUAGGGGUUUUUGAUGGUCAUGCAGGUUGUGCUUGUUCCCAGGCAGUCAGUGAAAGACUCUUCUAUUACAUUGCUGUUUCCUUGUUACCCCAUGAGACUUUGCUAGAGAUUGAAAAUGCAGUGGAGAGUGGUCGGGCACUAUUGCCUAUCCUUCAGUGGCAUAAGCACCCCAAUGAUUACUUCAGUAAGGAGGCAUCCAAAUUGUAUUUCAACAGCUUGAGGACUUACUGGCAAGAACUUAUAGACCUCAAUACUGGAGAAUCAGCUGAUAUUGAUGUUAAGGAGGCUUUAAUUAAUGCUUUCAAGAGACUUGAUAAUGACAUUUCAUUGGAGGCUCAAGUUGGUGAUCCUAAUUCUUUUCUAAAUUAUCUGGUGCUUCGGGUGGCAUUUUCUGGGGCUACUGCUUGUGUGGCCCAUGUAGAUGGUGUUGACCUCCAUGUGGCUAAUACUGGCGAUAGUAGAGCCAUGCUGGGUGUGCAAGAAGAAGAUGGCUCUUGGUCAGCAGUCACACUUUCUAAUGACCACAAUGCUCAGAAUGAAAGAGAAUUAGAACGUCUGAAAUUGGAACACCCAAAGAAUGAGGCCAAGAGUGUGGUGAAGCAGGAUCGACUGCUUGGUUUGCUGAUGCCUUUUAGGGCUUUUGGAGAUGUAAAGUUCAAAUGGAGCAUUGACCUUCAAAAGAGAGUGAUAGAGUCUGGCCCAGACCAGUUGAAUGACAAUGAAUAUACCAAGUUUAUCCCUCCCAACUAUCAUACACCUCCUUAUCUCACUGCUGAGCCAGAGGUAACUUACCACCGAUUAAGGCCACAGGAUAAAUUCCUGGUGUUGGCAACCGAUGGGUUGUGGGAGACGAUGCAUAGACAGGAUGUGGUUAGGAUUGUGGGUGAGUACUUAACUGGUAUGCAUCACCAACAGCCAAUAGCUGUUGGUGGGUACAAGGUGACUCUGGGACAGAUGCAUGGCCUUUUAACAGAAAGGAGAGCAAAGAUGUCAUCCGUCUUUGAGGAUCAGAAUGCAGCAACCCAUCUCAUUCGCCAUGCUGUAGGCAACAAUGAGUUUGGAGCUGUUGAUCAUGAACGACUCUCUAAAAUGCUUAGUCUUCCUGAAGAACUUGCUCGGAUGUAUAGAGAUGACAUUACAAUCAUUGUAGUUCAGUUCAAUUCUCAUGUUGUAGGAGCAUAUCAAAACCAGGAAUAGUGAGUGAUGUUAUCCUGGCAGUUCUCCAGUUUGAAGGGCAGAUUAAUUUGAAAGAAACUAAUACAGUAAUAUACCAGUGGGUCAUCCUAAACACUUCCCAUCUGAUCCUCUAGCUAGUCCAGUAUUCCAGAUUGAGUGCAGCAGAUAGCAUCAUGAGUGUCUCUUGUGUCCUAUUGCCCCUCAUGGUACCUGCACUUGAGGCACCUUGGUUCCUUAUUGCAGGUGUCUUGUAACGGUGACUUACUAACCUAAGAAUAUGGAAAUUGGCAGAUAGGAUCUUGAAUAGGUCAAAAGCAAGGAUCUUUCUGAGAGUAAAAGGCAAAACAAACAAACAAAAACCAUCCCCAUUUGCAGACUCCUUUCAUCAUAAGGAUUCUAAUGUACAUGAGAACAUUUACUAUAUGAUUUUUAAAAACAGUCCAUGUAUUAUUCACAAACAUUUAUUUUAGCCUGAAGUAUUUUUCAGUAAGCCAUAAAUGACCAUGAACCAAGAAAUCUGAUUUGUAAGUUUUCGUGACUGUGUGAUAAAAUAUGCUUCCCAAAUGGAAAGAAAUCUAAACUGUCCUUCCUUCCUUACCCGUGAUUUCCUCAGUGUAACUGAAAUAAUUGUUUUGCUACUCCUAAAAGACAAUAAAGGUUCUUAGUUUUAUUUAUCCUUCUAGUGAAUGUUAAAUAAAGGAAAAAUGUUUUUUCAGUUUGUAUUGAGGGAAGCUUUAUUUAGUUUGAAAUAAAGAUACUCAGAAUGAAAAGAGACUGCUAUGUUUAAUUCUUGUCACCUAUAGCUACCAGCAUGUUACUGUUGUAUAAUCCCCAAAGUCUUGGCAAGCUGUGUGUGUGGUGGGUAAACAAACUGCUGUUGAGAAAUCAUACGUCUUUAUUUAUGAUAGGAGUUUUCAUGAAUUUUGGAAUUUUAGGGAUAACAUGUAAUAAGUUUAAAUGUCAACUCAAGUAAUAUUUUAAUACUGUAUUAUGACAGUUUGAGGAAAUUUUUGUCCCCACUUAGGUCAAUUAAAAUAAUUUGGAUUAAAAUUAUUAAAUGCUUUAAAUAUAUUGUAUCUUGUAAUAUAUGUGUUAAGAUAUAUAUAUAUGAGAAACUUUUAAAUAGUAAUCUGUGCAUGCUGAUACAGAACACUUAAUAGCAUCAUGUAUUUGCAGCAGUCUCCAUAAUUAUAUGCAGUCCUUUCUAAUACUGUAUCAGAGUACAUGAAAAUAAAUAUAUUCAAAUAGGCUAUUUAGGAGUUGAUUUGAUAUGCAUCAAAUGAUACUUUUGUUCCUGCACUGAUGGUGAUCUGUGUACAGCUGUGCAUAUAUUUUCAUCACUUAUUAACUAUUAAACAUAGCUAUGACUUAGUUAAAAUUCACAGUUUUUUUUAUAUGAAAUGUGAUUGUUGUAUAAUUAGUUGGGAAUAUAGGAGUCCUUUCAGAAUUCUGUAGGAUCUGAAGUUCAUGUUCAAGGACUCCAGAUUGUGAUUCCUAAAUCAGUAUAUAGCAGUAUUGGCUGCAAAAUUAGGUCCAAAUGAAAGUAGACUCAGGAAGAUUACAGCUCAGAACAUCUUAGGAUUUGUUUUCUGAAGUACUUUUUGGUUUUGUUUUUUAAAGUCAGCUUUUUAAAUAUCACUCUUUUAUUUUGGAUGGAGAAAGGCUAUUACAUAUUCUAAAUGUUUUUAGAGGCAUCAUCUUAGGAUGAAAAAUGUCCACUACAGUAUGAAACCCCACUUUUAGUACUGUUUGGACUUGCUUUUUAAUACCACCACUUGAGAGGUCUAUGUUACAUGUUGACAAAUGUCGCAAUAUAAUACAGCAAAUAUAAAUACUGCUUUCUGUGCUCAUGAAAAUAAAGUGGGCCUUAUUAUCCAAGAAGUUUUGUCUACAGUCUGGAAGCAAACCUACAUGUAUAGAAGAGAAAAUCCAAUGUGGAAAUGAAAAUAACUGGGUAUUCAAAAAUCUUUAGGUACUGUUAUUUAAAAGGAGUUGUGGUUUUUUGUAACUUGUCACCAUGACAUGAUUCUAGAAGUAAUGUCAGUUUGUGUAUUCAUGGAUUUUAGUCUUUCAAUUUUGUUUUAUUUAAAUUUUCUUACAUGUAUUCAAUUCCUGUAUUUAUAUUUAGUCGGUGCUCCAUGUUACAUGUAAUAUGCCCUGAACUAGUUAACAGGAAUGGUGGUAUGACACUUGGUUUGAAUGCUGUCUAUGGUUGGAGAAAUGCCCACAGUGAAUUAAAGCUUUAUAUCUGCUUUCUGA